AACCGUGCUCAUCGAGUAUUUCUUUAAUUCACUCACAAUCCCGUUAUCGCCUAAAGGAAACCGCAGUCCACCAAUGUUUGAUGUGAUGCAGUCGGCGACUACACUGAACGGCGGAUCUUAUCCAGCCGGCGGCACCGGAAGUCGCGCUCGUGAUUUAGGUCUUCGAGCCCAGAAAAAACUGCUCGGCAGAGUGGUAUCUACCGGGGCCGGAAGAUCUCUUCUGAUAGACGAUGCCACCACGUCGCUUUUGGACAAUCUUUACAAGCUCAUGGAACGAGCAGCGAAAGCUAAUCCUAACUUGGACAAAAAGCAGCCUGAAAAGGUUUUAAAGAACAUCGUUAAGCUAUCCAUCAAGAUAGGUCUUUUGCAACGCAACCAACAGUUGAACGUCGCUGAUGACGCCAAACUCGCUGAAAUAAGGACUACCCUCAGAGCCGUGGCGAUGUCUGUGGUGUCGUUUUACGAACUGGAGUUCAGUUUUGAUAGGGCGUAUUUAACUAAGUCAUUAGAACGCUGCCGAACCGCGAUACAAACUCUUAUUAAGCCGCAUCUCACGGAUAAAUCUCAAGACCGAUGCGACCAGGUGUUCGAUUUUCUAACGCACUCCGAUUUCUUGGACUCUGUCUUCAGACAAGACUCUGAACUCAGACCUAUCCUGGGGAUGCUAGUCAGUGAUAUAAAUAAGGCCUUAGAUGCUGGGCAUCUUUGAUUCCUUUCUUUCUUCAAAUGCAAUUACUUCUACAUGAUCAAUUGAAAGAAAGAAAAAAUUGAAUGUAUAUUAUACGAUCAGUGUAUAUUUAUUUACGAUAUUUGAGUGUUAGGAGUAUACUGAGUCUGGGAGAUAUAGUGGGGUCGUAAAUUAAAAAAAAAAAAAUGAAAUGGGGACACCUACCCAUGUAAUUGCGCCGAAGGCCGUACUUUAAAUAUCAGACUGCGCCCAAAAAA
Molecule: messenger RNA, 945 nt
Organism: Megachile rotundata (alfalfa leafcutting bee)
Lineage: Eukaryota; Metazoa; Arthropoda; Insecta; Hymenoptera; Megachilidae
Gene: sigmar
Product: Tumor necrosis factor alpha-induced protein 8-like protein sigmar
Biological process (GO): regulation of apoptotic process
Cellular component (GO): cytoplasm
Source: RefSeq, a predicted model, not a curated record